Chrysochloris asiatica (Cape golden mole) is the source of this 4501-nucleotide messenger RNA. It is a transcript of the gene DPP10, whose product is annotated as dipeptidyl-peptidase 10 (non-functional). Gene Ontology annotation, molecular function: serine-type peptidase activity; dipeptidyl-peptidase activity. Gene Ontology annotation, biological process: proteolysis. NCBI's taxonomy places the organism in Eukaryota, Metazoa, Chordata, Mammalia, Afrosoricida, Chrysochloridae. Bases 114 to 2483 code for a protein of 789 amino acids. The record is from RefSeq and is a predicted model, not a curated record. The transcript is spliced from 26 exons.
CUCCCACGCCUCCCUCCCCCCACCUCCGCCCCAAUUCCAGGCUCUCCUCUGCUCACCCAUGGACUCCGCAGGAAGUUGGAACAUCUGAGUGCGCUCCGGGGCCGGGCGAGAGGAUGCGCAAGGUGGAGAGCCGCGGGGAAGGGGGCAGAGAGGAACUGGGAAGUAACAACCCUCCACAGAGAAACUGGAAGGGGAUUGCUAUUGCCCUGCUGGUGAUUUUAGUUGUGUGCUCACUCAUCACUAUGUCAGUCAUCCUCUUAACCCCAGAUGAACUCACCAAUUCAUCGGAAACAAGACUUUCUUUAGAAGAGCUCUUCAGGAAAGAUUUUGUACUUCAUGACCCAGAAGCUCAGUGGAUCAAUGAUACAGAUGUGGUGUAUAAAACCAAGAAUGGACAUGUCAUUAAACUGAAUAUAGAAACAAAUGCUACCACAUUAUUAUUGGAAAACACAACUUUUGUAACCUUCAAAGCAUCAAGACAUUCAGUAUCACCAGAUUUAAAAUAUGUUCUUCUGGCCUAUGAUGUCACACAGAUUUUUCAUUAUUCAUAUACUGCUUCAUAUGUGAUUCACAACAUACACACUAGGGAAGUUUGGGAGUUAAACCCACCAGAAGUAGAGGACUCAGUCUUGCAGUAUGCAGCCUGGGGUGUCCAAGGACAGCAGCUGAUUUAUAUUUUUGAAAAUAAUAUCUACUAUCAACCCGAUAUAAAGAGCAGUUCAUUGCGACUGACAUCUUCUGGAAAAGAAGGGAUUGUUUUUAAUGGAAUUGCUGACUGGUUAUAUGAAGAAGAGCUUCUGCAUUCUCACAUCGCUCACUGGUGGUCACCAGAUGGAGAAAGGCUUGCCUUCCUGAUGAUAAAUGACUCCUUGGUGCCUAACAUGGUUAUCCCUCGGUUUACUGGAGCAUUGUAUCCCAAAGGAAAGCAGUAUCCAUACCCCAAGGCAGGUCAAGUGAACCCAACAAUAAAAUUAUAUGUUGUAAAUCUAUAUGGACCAACUCAUACUUUGGAACUCAUGCCGCCCGACAGCUUUAAAUCAAGAGAAUAUUAUAUCACAAUGGUUAAGUGGGUAAGCAAUACCAAGACAGUGGUCAGAUGGUUAAAUCGACCUCAGAACAUCUCUGUCCUCACAGUCUGUGAGACCACUACUGGAGCUUGUAGCAGAAAAUAUGAGAUGACUUCAGAUACUUGGAUCUCUAAGCAGAAUGAGGAACCCGUGUUUUCUAGAGAUGGCAGCAAAUUCUUUAUGACAGUUCCUGUUAAACAAGGGGGCCGUGGAGAAUUUCACCACAUAGCUAUGUUCCUAGUCCAGAGUAAAAGCGAGCAAAUUACCGUGCGGCAUCUGACAUCAGGAAAUUGGGAAGUGACUAAGAUCUUGGCAUAUGAUGAAAAUACUCAAAAAAUUUACUUUCUGAGCACGGAGUCUUCUCCCAGAGGAAGGCAGCUUUACAGUGCUUCUACGGAAGGAUUAUUGAAUCGUCAAUGCAUUUCAUGUAAUUUUAUGAAAGAACAAUGUACAUAUUUCAGUGCCAGUUUUAGUCCCAUGAAUCACUAUUUCUUACUAUUCUGUAAAGGUCCAGGAGUCCCAGUAGUCAGCCUACAUAAUACGGACAACCCAGAAAAAUAUUGUAUGUUGGAAAGUAAUUUUAUGCUGAAGGAAGCUAUCCUGAAGAAGAAGAUCAUAAAGCCAGAAAUUAAGAUGCUUCAUAUUGAUGACUAUGAACUUCCUUUGCAGUUGUCCUUUCCCAAAGAAUUUACGGACCGAAACCAGUAUGCUCUUCUAUUAAUAAUAGAUGAAGAGCCAGGAGGCCAGCUGGUCACAGAUAAAUUCCACAUUGACUGGGAUUCAGUACUUGUUGACUCUGAUAAUGUUAUUGUAGCAAGAUUUGAUGGACGAGGAAGUGGAUUCCAGGGGCUAAAAAUUUUGCAAGAGAUUCAUCGAAGGAUAGGUUCAGUGGAAGUAAAGGACCAAAUAACAGCUGUGAAAUUUUUACUGAAACAGACAUACAUUGACUCCAAAAGAUUAAGCAUUUUUGGAAAGGGGUAUGGUGGCUAUAUUGCAUCAAUGAUCUUAAAAUCAGAUGAAAAGCUUUUUAAAUGUGGAUCUAUAGUGGCACCCAUCACAGACAUGAAGCUGUAUGCUUCAGCAUUCUCUGAAAGAUACCUGGGUAUGCCAUCUAAGGAAGAAAGCACUUAUCAGGCAUCCAGUGUGCUACAUAAUAUUCAUGGUUUAAGAGAAGAAAAUAUACUGGUAAUUCAUGGGACGGCUGACACAAAAGUUCAUUUCCAACAUUCUGCAGAAUUAAUCAAACACCUAAUAAAAGCUGGAUUGAAUUAUACAAUGCAGGUCUACCCAGAUGAAGGUCAUAACCUAUCUGAAAAGAGCAAGUAUCACCUCUACAGCACAAUCCUUAGAUUCUUCAGAGAUUGUUUAAAGGAAGAAAUACCUGUGUUACCACAAGAACCAGAAGAAGAUGAAUAAUAGACCCUAUUUAUAUUGUACUGAAGUGAAUAUAUUGAGGCUCAAUGAAACCUAACCAAGAGACUGUAAUAUUGCAGAUGCUUGAGAAUUUCAAGGGCAGCUUAAGGAGAUGACACGGGAACAGCACACUCCUCAGAGACAAUAAAUUAGAAUUUGAAUACAGAGGUCCAAGUCUACUGUAUUACCAAGGGUGCAGAAUCUCUUUCUUUGUAGACAAAAGGUCAAAGGGUUGGUUCCCUGGGAGAGAUUAGUUUUGCAUUAAAGUAGAAAACACUGCAUGUUUUCUUUUGUUAUUCCCCUGUUCUAUAGUUUGUUCUAUAAGUAGUUGCUCUCCUUUUAAUUUCUAGAGCCAUCAUUAUCUUUGCAUAUGAUGCACAACUUAUCAAGACAAUAAUGGUCCCUGACCUCUGAUGGUUGAGCUGCAGUCUAACACUUUACUGUACCCUUUACAAUAAGUGCAAUUCUUUCAUUGUCUAUUAUUAUGCUUAUGAAAAUGUUCAGUUAAUAAAAACACAGAGUAUUUUAUGUAAUUUCUGUUUUAAAAAAGGCAUUAUUAAAUGGGUCCAAGGACAUGUAGAAAUACGGAUUUCAGCACCUUCUGAAGUUCAGUCACUGGUCAGAAAAUAGAUACAAUAUCUUUAAAUUAGCACACAAGUGUUUGCCUCACAAUAUAUAUACACACAGGUGUGCAUAUGCAGUCUCUAAAACUCUUUACAUGUUAUUCAUGUGCAAAGGAUACAAUUUUGAUGAAUUAGAUGCGAUGCUCUUUUACAGACUAUAAUGGAUGCUUUGUUAAAUGAGCCAAAUUAUGACGACACAUUUUUUCAAUUCGAAUUCUAGCUAUUGCUUUCCUAUAAAUGCUUGGGUUGUGUUUGGUAUUGUUUUUAGUGGUUAAUAGUUUUCUAGUUGCAAUUUAAUUUUUUUGGAUAUGAUACCUUGUCACAUGUAAAUUAGAUACUUAAAUAUUAAAUUAUAGUUUCUGAUAAAGAAAUUUUGUUAACAAUACAAUGCCACUGAGUGCUAUUUUGCUCUUUUAGUGGAGAAGGCUUUUUUAAAAAUAGUCUUUUAACUUCUCUCUGUCAAUGCAGAAUCAAUUCUCAUUUUUAUUGAAAAAGCAAAGAAUUUGAUUAUUUCAUUUGACAGUUUUUAUUUAGUAUUCAUGCCUAUCCAAUGCAUCUGUUACUGUUUAAUUUACAUUCUUCUGGUGAGAAUAAGAAAUGAGUAAUUUUUAUCCAUUGGCCAAAAAAAUUUCAAAUAGCAGCAUUUGCUGUUUAUUUUGAAUAGAAGGCAAAAAUACAUCAAUUCCUGUACUAUGUUGACUUGCAGUAGUGAGUAACUUGAAAGUGAAAAAUAAACCUGACUGUAUGAAGUCAAUGUAAAUCAUGAGAAUAUUAACUUUGAUGACUUAAGUCCAAGAGGCUCUUCUUGCUUCAAUUAAGAGAUCUUCCAGAAGAUAUCCAAAAGUGUGUAAUUACCCUUUGACGUUCAAAUAAACCUAGAGAGUAAAUCAUGUUUUUGUGGUUGUAGGAAAGGCUAGAUUACCAUGAUGUCAGAACAACAAGAGGGACCUCGAAACUUUUCAGAAUUUGUUUAUCAUGCACCCGUUUUAUGGAAGGACCAACAAACAAACCUGAAGGUUUAGAAACAUGAGUAUCAUAUUGGGUAGUCAACAUGUCUCCUAGACACUUUGCAGUUGUAGCUUCACUGCCCCUUUUGGUUCAGUUUGAAGUGGUAACUUUCUCUCUUUUGACAAACCAUUUCAGAUCUUUUUCACAAAUGGUAAACAUUUUUUUAAAACAAAACAAGUUGUAACAUUUACUUGGAAAAUUUUGCCUAUUUUAUUAAGAUGGAAAUUUCUUUUUAGUUUGAUUUGGUGUCCAACUGAAGCUUUUUAAUCAAUAUUUUAAACUUGAGCCACUAGAUUUUUUUAUGAUACAAUAAUUAUGCUGUCUGAAAAAUGUGGUUUUAUUGGAUGUCUAUUUGAGUAACAUUUUAAAAAAGGAUUUACUUCUUCCUGU